Molecule: messenger RNA, 3073 nt
Organism: Paramuricea clavata
Lineage: Eukaryota; Metazoa; Cnidaria; Anthozoa; Malacalcyonacea; Plexauridae
Source: the annotation of a GenBank genome assembly
AUGCCUAAAAGUAACAUAAGUCCUGGGGCAUCUAGAGUGAAUAAUCUUACCGUUGAAAAUAUAAAUGGAACAAGAUCAUUGUGUAAAAACUCUGUUCCUGUUGCAGCAAUAUCCCCUGAAAACGCCUUGUCAAGCUUCAUCAAAUCCAGUACUUUUACGAAAUUCGGGAAAUUAUACGAUGAACAGCUUGAUCAGAUCAAUGUCAAUUUUGGUGACAGCUUACCACAUCAAGUCUUUAAUUCAUAGCCAGCAUAUAAAUCCACUCCAACUUCAACCGUACUGUUAUAUUAUGGAAACUUCUUUGUAAUUCAGCUCUACGUAUAGUCCUUUCUCUAAUCCAACUUCAUUUAAUAGACACGUAAAGACAAUGAACACUAACACACUAUAAAUAUACGAUGACCAAAAUAUGAUUUGUACUUGGUCAAUAAACAAAGUACAUUAUAUAAUUAGUACCUCAAAUAUAUAGAUUUUCAAAUAGCUAUAUAGAACAUAGUCGAUUGUCGGUCGUAGUAAAAUGUGCUCAAUUCAAAAUUUUGAACCAGACCAAUUUUUUUGCAUGAGUAGCAUACUAUACUGCACUUGUUGGUUUCAAACAUAAUAUUAUAGAUUUCUAAUGAUAUCUUCAAACAAAUAACAAGUUUUGCUGGAGUCCAAGGCGUUCUUAAUGUAAUUUUAGCCUGCACGAUUUUGAUAUUUUUAUAGUGACGUAGCCAGGAUUUCUAGUCAAGGGGGGCCGAAGCAAUUUUACCCUGUGUCGCUAAGUUCGAAAAUAGUUUGUUUAUAUUAUAAUGUGAAAUGUAUCUGGAUUCUCACACUAUCCAUCUAAUUAGAGUAAAUUAUAUAAAGUGUCAUUUUCAGCAUUUUGGAGUCUAUUUUAAACUGUUGAAUCCAGAACAUUUAAAACAUUGGGAGAUAUUAGUAACGUUUCCAUUACAAGAAAUGAAAAUAUAUUCCACAUGCUUGUACUUGUCAGAAUUUUUCCAACGGGGGGCAGAAUUUUUCCAAUAAUGUGAACAGCACUACUGUUUUACUAAGACGCCGAGACAAUUUUUGUCCCGCGAGAAUUGCUUGCCCCGGACAUAAAGCUGUCUCCGGUUAAUGUGAACAUUGCUGAAAAUUGAAUUAAAAGACAGCUUGACACUGAAAUUUGCAACAAGUCAACUUUAUUAUUUAACAAUACGACAAGAUUUUACACCAAUUAAUUAAGCUAGAUUUAACCCCAAUGUCAGAAUUCGUUAUUGUUUGCCCAGCUGCACUAUGUUUAUGUGCUGUUUUAGAUUAAAUAAUGUGUAAUCAAUAUCAGUGAAAGGCUUUCAGCAUGGGCGUACCGGGCGGGCAGUCGGCAAUAUUGGCUUAUUAUAAAAAUAAAUGGGACGAAUUCUGUCAAUUUUGUGGGAAAUUCGAUUCUGCCAAUUUUGUGACAAAACACCCCUCAGAAAUUUGUAAAUUUUCCCCUUACCCCUCAGAAAAAUUGCAGAGAUCAAAGGAUGCCGACAGGCUUAACCCCUCAGAAACGACGUUUUGAGUCACCCUUCAGAAAAGCUCAUCCGUAGGGGGGGUGUGGACAUUAAAUGGAAUGGCCCUAAUAGUCAGUAUAGUUUAGGUUUCCUCGCGUAGUUAAGAACUGAAGCAAUAAGAUGGAAUACCUCUUAUUAGAACUGAUAGUUGCAACUAUCCAGUAUACAUAAAUUUAGUUUGCCUCAAAAUAAUGUGUUUUUGUUUAGAACAUUUCGACUCAAAGACCAGAGUGGAAGAUUACAUGAUGGAGAAAGCAGGGUCAAUGAUAUGGAACAGCGUAAGAAUGCCAGCAUAUUUUAAUAACUUCCUGACUCUUGCGAAACCGAAUAAAAUGGAUGAUGGCUCGUACGUCUUGGCUGUUCCCAUGGAAGGAAAGCCGAUGUAUUUAAUGGAUGUUGAAGAUCUGGGAGGAUGUACUGCAAGUAAGAUAUAAUGGUAGUGGUGAUGAUGAUGGUGGUGAUGAUGGUGGCGAUGAUAACAGUGGUGGUUGUGAUGGCGGGGUUGAUGGUAAUGAUGCUGAUUGUGGUAACACCGUCACAGUGAUAGCCCUGAUGUAAUGGUGAUGAUAGUGUUGAUGAUGGUGGUGACAAUGGUGAUGAAUAAUGGCGAUGAUGGAUGUGAUAAUGGUGGAUGUGGUACUGAUGGUUAUGAUAAUGAUGCUGGUGAUGAUGGUAGUGGUGUUGAUAAUAAUCAGACUGUGUAUGAUAGAGUUUACUAGAGAUGGUUGAAAACUUGAAAUACAUCAACAUGUUUUCUUUCCUAUUUUCAGGUAUAUUCAAUGAGCCAGAGAACUAUGGUGGGAAAAUUAUUGGAGUAGCCACUGAGUGUAUAACAAUAGGAGAAUUUUGUGAUGUCUUGAACAAAGUUUUAGCCCCACGAGUUUUCAAGGUAACCAGGAAAAAACCUGUGGUCUCUGUUCUAGGGUCAAACUAGAAGGAAUCUUUUCACUUGUGACUGAGAUAAAAUUAUCAUCGUAAAUAAAUAUGAAUGUCACAGACACCCCUGGCUUUUGCUCUAACUCAAUAUGUUUCAUUUUAAAUUAAAGGAUGCUAAACAAACAGCAGAUCAAAUGGCAAAACUUGGUUUCCCUGGUGCGGAAGAAAUGGCAUCCAUGUUCAGGCUUUACCAAAAAGGAAUAGAACGUGAUAUAAAUCUUACAAAGAAACUCAAUCCGAAGGCAAAAUCUUGGAAAGAGUUCGUUGUUAGUCACAAAGUAGACUUUGAAAGUAUCUUGUAAAAUUACUGUCAUUUAUUGCCUGGCGAACUUGGACAACGGAUAUUUUCAUUUUAGUAGUGUUCUUGAACGAUGUAAUUGUAUCUUCGAGUUAUAUUAAACGAGGUGACAUUAUAUGAAGGUGAUAACCAUGGUAGUGAUGGUGGUGAUAAUUAUGGUGUUGAUGAUGCGGUGUUGACAAUAAUGAUGGUGAUUAUAUAUAUGGUGGUGUUGGAGAUUAUGGUAAUGAUGGUUAUUGGUGAUGAUAGUAGUGGUGAUAUACACAGGUAUGCAGAGAUCGUACCUUCCCCCAUCCCCUUCCCUGACCUUCUGAAGAAUUGA